Stegostoma tigrinum is the source of this 1540-nucleotide messenger RNA. RefSeq names its product neurogenin 1 (gene neurog1). The transcript is spliced from 2 exons. The coding region runs from base 133 to 822 and encodes 229 amino acids. The record is from RefSeq and is a predicted model, not a curated record. NCBI's taxonomy places the organism in Eukaryota, Metazoa, Chordata, Chondrichthyes, Orectolobiformes, Stegostomatidae. Gene Ontology annotation, molecular function: protein dimerization activity.
AGCUUAUUGCACCAAGAUCAGGAGAAAACAACUGAAGUCGCGUGUCCUCGGGAGAAAUCCCUACAGCAGGAGGAACCUCAGAAAAUUUGCUGAACUUUGCAUCUCCACUUGCUGUUAAUUCUGCCUCCAACGAUGGACUGUGCCUAUUCUGACUGUGACCAGAGCGAGCUGUCCUUCCCACUGACAGAUGAAGAGGAUAGCCUCAGUUUCCUAACUGCGUCACCUUCAUCUUCUGUCAGUAACCCAUCUGCCGAGCACCUCCUCGCGAGUCCGUCUCCCAGCUCCAAUAUAGAGAGCGCAGAGGACCCGCGAGACAAGAAACGCAAACCGAGAGGCCGCUCAAAAGCAAAGCCCCAAAGCAGCCUCCACCUAGUGAAGAGAAACCGGAGGACCAAAGCCAAUGACCGCGAGAGGAACAGGAUGCACAACCUGAAUUCCGCUCUAGAUGACCUCCGCGGUGUCCUGCCAACUUUCCCCGACGAUGCCAAGCUGACCAAGAUAGAAACCCUGCGGUUCGCCCAUAAUUACAUCUGGGCUCUGUCUGAAACCCUCAGGUUAGCCGACCAGUGUAUGGACAGCAGCCGCAAGCAAGUGAUGCUGCCUGGCUAUCUGAAAAGCAUUGACCCACCCAGCCCUGGCAGUGAUGAAGGAUCCUGGGUGACCACUGCAUCCCCAUCAUCUGCAACCACUUGCACUUCCAGUCCAGCCAGUCCCUCCACCUCCGAAGACUAUGCAUAUAAAAGAUCUUCAGAAAGCAUCUCAUUACGCACUAUACAAAAAGAGUUUCUCAAUGAAGUGACCUGUUUCAAUGAAUACCAUUGAGGGUAAUCAAUCCGAAACCCACAAGUGACUGUUUCACAUUUAUGCCUUAAGACUGCACGAACUGACUACCUUUUUUAAAAAAAAGAAAACAGUUUUCAGUCAGUGAUGGCCAGUAGAAAAUUCUUUUUUAUAUAUAUAAAUAUAUGCUGGUAGUUCUUUUAAUAGAAAAGCAAUGCAAAAAAGAACAUUUUAACAAUUUGCUGUUUCUUUCAAACGCUGGGGUUACAAGUGAUAAUGAUUAGCAGCGCUCUAAAGAGUUGUCAGCUCUUUCAAACCGUCUUAAGCUUUUUCUCUCGGUGCACUUUUCUGAUUUCCACAAAAGCUUUCUUUGUCUGUCAUCACAGAAUAGACAUCAGCCUCUAUUUAAUGCGAUUUAGGGUUAAAAGAGGGAGAGAGAUUUGUUUCUGCAGACGAGGUGAAAAGUCAGCUUUACAAUUUGUAAAGUCCUAAUGAAGAAAAAUGAGCGUGGAAAUUUAGUUUGAACGCCCUGACAAUAGGAUGAAAGAAACAGAGAAAGGAGACAAGAAGCGGGGUUCAUACAUUAUGGAUCCCGACCUCCGGCGCUGUUCUUAAAGUCUCGGACAUUGGACAUGGGUUUCAGGCCAAGCUGGGCACAGUGCCCAUGUGUUAUUUAUUCAAGGAGAAGCAUUCAUAUGAAGAUGUAUUUUUUUUGUACACAAAGAGUUUAUUCUAAUAUGUAUUCUUCCCAAGUUAAUGU